CGUGUGUCUCUUUCAGAGCAGCGGUGUGGCUUCUAUGCUUCACUUACACUCUCUUCACACAGGAUGUAGCUGCAGAGACAGAGCACGGACACACACACACACGGCGGGUUUACACUCUGUGAUGUGACGAACACCGGGGUGAGCCAGACAUGACCGCCGCAGCGGAGGACAAGCAGACAGGAGGAGUCCGGCUGAGGCAGCGCACCGCGGGCAGGUCUUGCUCCCGCUGACCUUAGGGGCUCCCUGCACCGCUGCAGAGCCGCACAGUUUACCAGACACUGGAAAAAAACUCAACAUAGCCGGAAUACUCCACAGACCGUCGGUGAACCUUUUGAAAGAGAUAAUGGCGAGCCAGGGCGACUGCUCCGUGAAGGUUGCGUUGAGGAUUCGUCCUCAGAUGGCCAAGGAGAAGAUCGAGGGCUGCCAUGUGUGCACGCUGGUCACACCUGGAGAACCGCAAGUCCUGCUGGGAAAGGACAAAGCAUUCACGUACGACUUUGUGUUUGACAUCAACUCCGAGCAGCAGCACAUCUACCAGGCCUGCGUGUACAAGCUCAUCGAGGGCUGCCUGGAGGGCUACAACGCCACCGUGUUCGCAUAUGGGCAGACGGGUUCGGGAAAGACCUACACCAUGGGGACGGGCUUUGAUGUAGGCCUGAGCCAGCAGGAGCAGGGCAUCAUCCCGCGGGCCGUUCAUCAUCUGUUCGAGGGGAUCCAGAGCCGGAGGGAGCGCGCCCAGCAGGCCGGCAGCCAGCCGCCCGAGUUUAAAGUCAGCGCCCAGUUCCUGGAGUUGUACAACGAGGAGAUUCUGGACCUGUUUGAUGGAACCAGAGAUCCAGAGAGCAGGAGCAGAAAGUCCAACAUAAAGAUCCAUGAGGAUGCCAGCGGCAGCAUCUAUACCACGGGUGUCACCUCCAGACUGGUGCACUCAGAGGAGGAGAUGCUGCAGUGUCUGAAGCUCGGCGCCCUGUCCCGCACCACUGCCAGCACCCAGAUGAACGCCCAAAGCUCCCGCUCACACGCCAUCUUCACCAUCCACCUCUGUCAGAUGAGAGUGUGCCAGCAGCCUCAAAUGAACGGAGGAGGGGAGAACAGGGAGAAUGGGGAGUUGAACAGCGUGGACUCAGGACCCAUCACCCAGCCCGAGUUCGAGAGCCUGAUGGCAAAGUUCCACUUUGUGGACCUGGCCGGAUCUGAGCGGCUGAAACGAACUGGAGCCACUGGAGAGAGAGCCCGCGAGGGAAUAUCCAUUAACUGUGGACUGCUGGCCCUGGGAAAUGUGAUCAGUGCUUUAGGAGACCAGACUAAGAAGGGGGGGCACGUUCCUUACAGAGACUCUAAACUCACUCGUCUAUUACAGGACUCCCUGGGAGGCAACAGUCGCACAGUGAUGAUCGCCUGCGUCAGUCCAUCAGACCGGGACUUCAUGGAGACCCUGAACACACUGAAGUAUGCCAACCGAGCGCGGAACAUCAAGAACAAGGUGGUGGUGAACCAGGACAAGACCAGCCAGCAGAUCAGCGCCAUGCGUGCUGAGAUAGCCAGGCUUCAGAUGGAGUUGAUGGAGUACAAGGCGGGGAAGCGUGUUGCUUGUGAGGAGGGUUCAGAGGGCUACAGUGACAUGUACCAGGAGAACGCCAUGCUGCAGAGAGAGAAUGACACACUGCGUCUCAGAGUUAAGGCCAUGCAGGAGACCAUCGACCACCUCAACACCAGAGUAACACAUCUGCUGGCCAAUGAGGUCAGCACUCUGCUGACCAAAUCAAGUGAAGGCAAUGAGGAGAUCGGGGCUUUAAUCCAAAACUACAUCAGAGAGGUUGAAGAGCUGAGAUCAAAGCUUCUGGAAAGCGAGGCCAUGAACGAGUCACUGCGAAGGCACACGGCCCGACUUUCCUCACGUUCACCGUUCCCUUCCUCCACCCUCAGCCCCGCCCCUGGCCACCCGCUUGGCUCCUCCCCUGCUCCCAUGUCCAUGGAAGCUGAGAUGACGGAUGUGUUACGCCGAGCCAAGCUUGACAUUGAACGUCUGAAGAAGAAGGAGAGGAGGCAGAGGAGGCUGAGUCCAGAGUUGGAGAAAGGUCUGAAGAAGCGAGUCAAACUGCACACUCAUGAGAACGGGGAGAACGGGCAGAGUCGUGAAAACGGACAAAAUGGAGGGAAUGGAGAGAUCGAUUCUGAUGACAACUACACUGAGGACAUCAUGUCUCCCCUGCAGGAGGAAAGUGGUUGUGAAGAAGAUGAAGGGGAGGAUGAGGAGGAGGGCAGGGAGGAGGAGGAGGAUGGGUUUGACAGCGACGAGAGCCAGGUGGAUUCAGACUCGGACUCUGAUGAGAAAGCUAACUUCCAGGCGGACCUGGCUGAUCUGACCUGUGAGAUCGAGAUCAAGCAGAAGCUGAUAGACGAGCUGGAGAACAGCCAGCGGAGGCUGCUGAUGCUGAAGCUGCAGUAUGAGGAGAAGCUCAUUCUACUGCAGAACAAGAUCCGAGACACUCAGCUGGAGAGAGACCGUGUGCUGCAGAACCUCAUGUCUAUGGAGAACUACACAGAGGAAAAGGCCAACCGGGUCAAGCAGGACUACGAGAAACGUCUUAAGGAGAUGAACCGAGACCUCAUGAAGCUACAAGUGGCGCAGAAAGAGCAUGCACGUCUCCUCAAAAACCAGGGGAGGUACGAACGGGAGCUGAAGAAACUCCAGGGAGAGGUCAACGACAUGAAGAAAGCCAAGGUUGCAUUGAUGAAGCAGAUGAAGGAGGAGCAGCAGAGGAGGAGGAUGGUGGAGGCAAAGAGGAGCCGAGAGAUUGCCCAGCUCAAGAAGGAGCAGAGACGACAGGAGUACCAGAUCAGAGCCCUGGAGUCUCAGAAGCGGCAGCAGGAGCUGGUGCUGCGCAGAAAGACGCAGGAGGUGACCGCCCUGCGGCGUCUGGCAAAGCCCAUGUCAGAUCGCGUGGCAGGGCGCGUGGCCCGCUGGAACCACACCACCUCAAUUACAGACUCUGGAGCAGAGUUAUCAGCCAGCACAACAGCCAGCAGCUCUGAACCUGAGACUGGGAGGUCUGUGAGUGGACUGGUAAAGCAGUGGAACAACAAGAACAAUGGAUUCGGAUAUCUCGGAGAGAGUGAAGGGAGCAUGGAUGGAAAUCGGGUCAUUGGCAGCAGGAAGAAGCUGCAGCGUAAACCAGCAGGCCUUGGAAGCAUCGCUGCGGCAGGCCGAGUCAGCAGUUUCUCCAAAUCAGCUCGUCAAAAGUGGCAGACCCUUGAGCGUCGCAUUAUGGACAUAGUCAUGCAAAGAAUGACGAUCCAAAAUAUGGAGUCAGACAUGGAUCGCCUUAUCAAGAAACGAGAGGAGCUGACGGCCCAGCAGGAAGCACUCUCACAUAAGCGGGAGGUACUGAGUGCAGAAGGGGAGGGGCCAGAAGAAGGGGACCGCAUCAUUCUGGAAAUAAAUGAGGAGAUUGAGGUGCUGAACGCCAACAUAGACUACAUUAAUGACAGCCUGUCUGACUGCCAGGCCACCAUAGUACAGAUAGAAGAGACCAAGGAUGAGCUGGACUCUGUGGACACAUCGGUAGUGAUCAGCUCCUGCUCUCUGGCUGAGGCUCGCAACCUGCUCGGCCACUUCCUGAAGGCUUCUAUUGACAAAAGCUUACAGGUCGCUCAGAGGGAGGCUCAGAUCAGACUACUGGAGGGUCAGCUGAGACAGACUGAUGUGAUUGGCUCCUCCCAUAAUCACAUAAUCCUCGACGCUCUGCGAGAAAAGGCAGAAUACAUCCCUGAACUCCAGGCUCUCAUCCACAACGUACAGCAGGAAAAUGGCUAUGCCAGCACAGAUGAGGAGCCUUCUGAGUUCAGCCAAGCCUCUGACAGCAGUGUAUCUCAUAUGAAAGAGUCUAACAGCCAGGAUGAUUUCAAGACAAAGAUGGAGCCCCGUCUGUCCGCUCAGAUGAAGGCGGUAUCAGCGGAGUAUCUUGGUCCAGUCCUGGACCCCUCAUCGGGCAGCAAGCAGCAACACAUUACCAAAUCUCUGGCCUCUCUGACUGACAUCCAGGAGGAUGGUCUGAGCCUGGGGAGAGUGAGUCUGGGGCUUAGCUUGGCCCUGAGAGACCCCUUCCACAGAGACCGAGCAUCCCGCACCAUCAGCCUACCUAUCAGGGGACACACCUUUCCCAGGCAGUCUCGUGGUUAUGACACUUCCCCAAUAACACGAAGGAAAUCUUACGACCGUUCAUACAGGCCCAUUGAUGGCUACACUCCCCCCUCCUCCCCUCCUCUAAGGACCAGGAAUGACCGCAAUGUGUUCUCAAGGCUCACCAGCAACCAAACCCAAGGUUCUGCUCUAGACAAGGGUGUGAUUAAUCCUAUCGGGGGUGUGAAGGGGGGUCGGACAGCCCCCCUGCAGAGUGUGUCUGUGGCCGAGGGCCACUCCAAGCCUGUACUAUGUGUGGAUGCUACAGAUGAGCUGCUCUUCACUGGAUCUAAAGAUCGUACCUGUAAGAUGUGGAACCUGGUAACAGGUCAGGAGAUUGUCACUUUAAAAGGCCACCCAAACAACGUGGUGUCAGUGAAAUAUUGUCCUGCCUCCUGCCUGGUCUUCUCUGUCUCCACCUCCUACAUAAAGGUGUGGGACAUCCGGGACUCCGCUAAGUGUAUCCGCACGCUGACUUCAUCUGGGCAGGUUGUCUCUGGGGACGCGUGUGCAGGCACCACCACUCGCACAAUAACCUUUGCACAGGGGGAGUGUCAGAUCAACCAGAUUGCCCUCAACCCAUCAGGAUCUGUGCUUUAUGCUGCUGCUGGAAACACUGUACGCAUGUGGGACCUGAACAGGAUGCAAGCGAUGGGGAAGCUGACAGGCCACAUUGGCUCUGUGAUGUGUCUGACAGUGGGACAGUCUCUGCUGGGCAAAGACCAAGUCAUCACAGGCUCUAAAGACCAUUACGUCAAGGUAUUUGACGUGGCAGAGGGAACCCUGGGUAAUGUAGGCCCAGCUCAUAACUUUGAGCCACCACACUAUGACGGCAUCGAGUGUUUGGCUGUCAAGGGGGAUGUGCUGUUCAGCGGAUCCAGAGACAACGGAAUCAAAAAAUGGGAUUUGGAGCAACAGGAGCUCACUCAGCAAAUCCCCAAUGCCCAUAAGGACUGGGUUUGCGCUCUGGCAUAUGUCCCAGGUCGGCCCAUGCUGCUGAGCGCCUGUCGGGGCGGCAUGCUGAAAGUGUGGAACGUAGACAACUUCACCCCCAUAGGAGAGGUCAGAGGUCAUGACAGCCCAAUUAACGCCAUAUGUACCAAUUCAAGACAGAUCUUCACUGCAUCCAGUGACUGCAGGGUGAAGUUGUGGACCUAUGUCCCGGGUUUAACCCCAUGUCUUCCUCGACGGGUCCUGGCCAUCAAGGGCAGAGCCACCAGCCUCCCAUGAUUGCCUCUCCUCCGCUCACCAACCCUCCCUUCCUCUGCGACAAGACAGUGAAGAUCUGGUCAUCAAAGGUUUGGAGGAAGAGGUGACAAACAAAAGACCGUGGUUCCUUUUCUGUCAGCCAUCUUGCCUGAGCGACUCACCUCCAGCAACAAGGUGCACACUUUCCAAGGCAAUCAAGGUGUUUUUUUUUGUCUGCUUCUUUGUGAAGGUGCAAAAUGACAAAGUGGAGUCGGCAUAUGUAUUCAAAGGCAAAAAUACAAUUUGCCUUUCUGAUUUUUUUACUGCCAAUUUGAAAGUGCCAUUCAGGUGUGAUGCUACCGGGACAAGACAACCCUAAUUUUUUUUGUCUUUUGUGGAUUCGCGAGGCAGAACAAUUUCUCUCUUGAUGUGAGAACUACCACAGCCUGUUAUAAAGAGGAAAUUAAAAGUGUCCUUCUGUUCAAUGAGGAACAUUUGGAGAGAAUUUUGCUGAAAGAUGUGUAUUCAUGUAUCGGUUGUGUCCUAGAGUCAGGACACGAAGAGAAUAUAAAUCCCAGAGGGGACGUUUACUAAGAACUGGGAUCUCUGUUCCUCCAGUCAGGACUGUUAAAGUUCAUGAGAGUUGAGACUGUUUGGAUACUGAACAUGCUGUGAGGUCAUUAUGGUGACUGAUCAAAAAAAAAAACACAAAACAUCGUCACUGGAUGUUCAGUCAUUGUCUCUGGAAUCUCCUUCCAAUCACUUUUUUGUUUAAAGUUACUCUCAGUUCAUCACUGAAACUAACUGCAUUCUGCGAGUCGUGUUUUUAAUGACUUUAACUUAUUUAUUAUUUUCCCUACCUCAGUUGUUUUGAACUUGUGCGUGAGGUGGGUGGGAUUUUUUUUUUUUACGGGUCUCUGUGUUCAAACACCAGGCACUUGACAAAUUUUAAGUCUUUAUUUGAUGCCUGGCUCUUCAUCUCUGUGUGGAUGUGUCCUCGGUGGGCCCUCCAGCUAUCAGCCUUGUCUAUUUGCUGACCUUGCAAACAGGAAAGCACACAUCCAGUAGCACCGCUAAGGUAGCACCGCCCCCGGAGGAUUCUCACAGGAUUGUAUUAUUUGUUGUUUAAAGUGCCAAGCACAGCGGAAAAAAAAAAAAAAAACCUGCAGAUACACAUGAUACACACCUACAGUCCACUCCUGACAAAUUAGUGAGUCCAUUGAGGCCAAAGUGCCAGAUAUUAAAUCAACCAUCCACAGCUGUGUGUGCUCCAUACCUGCCAUUCAUCCUCCACACAGAUGCUAAAAAAAAGCCCUUCCAGCACCUCAAACCCUUUUUCUGCCUGGUUUCUGCUCCCCUCUGAUCUUUAAGGUUAGCAACUGUAUCAGUCUGACCAGCCUUACUUAAGAGUCCACCUCCUUUCCCAGCUUCUGACUUUCUUUAGGAAUCAUUUUUAAUUAGAGGUCUUGCAGCUCUAUACCGGCUGCUUUCAGGGGAGAUUACUCUGGGUAAAAGUAGGUCAUAACUGAGGGGGGAUUUCUUAUUAAAAAUCCCAGUUUACUUCCACCCACUUUCGCUGCUUACAUUUCAAGGCAGGAGGAAACUUCUUGUCCCCAUGUUCUGGUUUACAAAUCUGUUUAUCUGGCAAAUUUUGUGUGUGUGGGCAAACACACACACAUGAACCCACUGUGGACACGCACACAAAACCAAUAUUUUAGCGGAUGUUUCGGUUAUCCAUCUCGCCUGAUAGGUCUUGGCAUCCCUCACUGUGUUGAUUUAGUGUCUCUUUAAUGAAGCACUGCAGCACACCACUGACACACCACUGACACACACACACACACACACACACACACACACGCCUACAGGCAGCAGUAAUAACCCAAGUCUUAAAAGUCUCUUCAAUGAUCCUUUUGUUGUCUGCUACUUCUUCACACAGAUAUGAGCUGGAUUGCACAUCACUUUUAGUUUUAACUUAGUCUUUUUACAUCAGUCUAAAAUUAUUUAAAAGCUUUUUUUCAUUCGAAUGUCUUACUGCCUGAUAAAACACAAUUCAUGUCUGUUAGUGUCAGAACAUCAGUAGUAGAGUAUUGUUCAGCUCUGAAAGUCUUUCCAUUGAAAAAAACAAUCCUCUUCUGAUGUAGUGCUCUCUUUCUUGUAAAAGACCCAGAAACAUUAUGUAGGAUAAACAAAACAAAGCUUGGACCACAAAAAUAGCAUUUAAAGGUGCUGAGGCUAGUGAAUGCCUUCUCGCAAAUAUGUGCUGCUGAUGGCUGAUGCCGCCAUCAUAAGGCUGAAGCUGCUGAAACUCUCCAAAAGCAAUUAUAUGGGUUUUGGUUUUAUGUUUAUGGGGUAUGGGGGGGGGGGGUGGUUUGUUGAAGCAAUCUUGGUUUUAAUAUAAUUCUACACUUAGAAACUCAGGUAAUGGUUUAAGAUAUCGUAAGUUAUACUCUAGAAUUGAGUCGACCCGUGGAUUUUAGUAGCUCUUUGAAUCAACCAAAUGCCUUGAUUGAGAGAUUGUUUAUUUUGAAAAAAAAAAAGAAUGGUACAAUCAGCGUGCCGACCAUUUCCAUGUUUUGUUUUCCAUUUGAAUCCCUUUAUUUAUCUUUGUGCUGUGAUUUUUUUUUUUUUUUUUAACAAAACGAAGAGCAUCUUUCCAAUAGGGUCAAACUGAAAGUGUUGCAACUUUGAGGAGAUGUGCACUGAAUUUUGAACAAUGUUUCUUGUUCAAAAUAUGUGUAAAAUAUUGUAUAAUAGUUUCAUUAAAAAAAACUGGAAUGAGCGGUACAACAUUUGUUCAGUGGAAAUAUUAAGCUUCCAAAUUGGGGUCUUUACUGUGACCUUAAGUCAGACUACAUAACCUUCACUGUUCACAGUAUAUAUCCGUGCUAAUUAGCCAAACUGACCUUGCUCAGAAGCUCUGAGGUUUGAUGUUAAAGCAAUCCUAAAGCAGCCGAUCUCUGUUUUUACUUUCCACCGUAUUCACACAAAUGUAUCUCCGACAUCAUGCUCAGGGUGUGAAGCUGAAAUACUGCAAAACUAUUGCUAUGUUCCAGUCUUAAAUUUCUGUAAUCAACUGAAAGUAGUUAUCAUUUCAUUGACUCUUGAUUGACAACAGAAAUGAAAAUGGAUAGUUUAAGUUUUGAUAACUUAUUGGCGAAAAAAAGUUAAGUCUCAACAGCUAAUGCUAGCAUUCAACCACUUCCUAGCUAACAUACCGGUAACUGUUUGACAGUGUUACACUAUGCAAAUAAAAAUGCCAUGAAUUACUAGCAAAUCAGAAACGCUAGCUGAAGUUAAUGUUAUAAGAAUUGGGUGAGUGGUUAGCUGUUGACUUUGCCAUCCUCAUGACUUUACUGAUAAGUUGUUUUGAUUACUUUUACAGUUACAACAGCUAACGUUAGCAUUCAACCAUCACAACGGUUAAUUAGCUAAUAUACCAUUAUCCUGGCAGUUUUAGCUUUUCUACCUCUAGUAUUACAUUAAAAUGUGUUUUGCUCAGUCGUUAAAUAAACAUGUUAGCACUCAAAGGUUGAAGUUAUUAAAUAAGUUGCUUUAACUCAAAAUGUUGUUCUAAAUUGUGUCUAACUAUUGUCUUUCAGUAGUUCAACAAUCAUAGAGUUGUGAAAUGAUAAUUUGUCCAAUUCCCCAAAUGUAAGGAUUGGUAAAACAUAACCAUUUGUUUCUCUUCUCAACCUGAGUCUGACAGAAAGGGGACAUGGGCACAAUGUGAAUGCUGAUUUUGUGAAAGAUGAUCUUGUCAUACUGUAGCUUUAGAUUCUCUCCUAGGUGCUUGUACAUUUGCUGACGGAUGCAUGGUGUAAGUGGUGCUUACGACUGACUAAUUAGACAUUUUAAAACACUGAAAUCCUCUUCUGCUGGUACUAUCACCUGAGUGUGUGUGUGUGCUAUCAAAAUCUGAAAAGUAGUUGACUAUUUUUUUGGAUUAUGAAGCUUUACCAUGUCAUGUGCUUCACAAAAGGCGCUUGCAGAAAAGUUUUUUUAUUUCAGCCAAGCAGACGCAGAAAAUGUUUAAUCUGGAUUUAGAUCAGCCACACUCAAACUUUAUUAAAAGUAGUCGGCUUCUAAUAUUCUAAUGUGAGCACCACUUCAUUUAUUGACAAUGUGUAAAUAUGUGUCAGAGUUUUUUGAAUAUUACAGAGUUAGGUGAGGUUAACUGACCAUCCUCAUCAGAUAACCUUGGAGUAAUCUCUGCAAGUUAGGAUUAACAUGCACUUUGGAUUAUGAACACAGCUGUGAAUACUACGAUAACUGUCUUACAGUAAUAAAUAUUAAGCCUAGUUUUAGACUUAGUUUACAAAAACAGAGUUCAUGAGACUCUAAUGGGGCUUGAAGAACUAAAAUCGUACUGAGAAGAACCACCUCUGCUUAGCUCCUCAUUAGGUUUUAGAAAUUGAUGUUUGUGCUAAUAUGGUAUGUUAUAUACUGACAACUCUUUGAAAGUCAGUGCCCAGUCUGUCCCUGCCUUUAAAGUCCCCCCCCCCCCCCCCCUUUUUUUUCUUUUUUUUAAAUAGCAAAUUGUUUCGGAAAAUGUGAAUUUUCUCCAUCCUUAUUUCCCUGGCUGUCUGCUGGUAUUUCGUAAUAUCACUGACCACAAACACUUGAUAUUAUUCUAUGAAAGAAGACGAGAGACACAACAUGAGGUGGAUCUCACUUUAAUCUCUCUGACCUGCUCUCUAAUGUUCAUUCAGAGAGGGAUAGUGUCUCAUUUAAUGCACCGUUGAGCAUGUAGUGAGUAUUGUUUUAGCCAUACUCUCUUAUUCCUAAUUGGUAGUUCUGUAGCCAAACAUAGAAAACAAGUCUAUUGUAGCUACCUUUUAAUCUUAAUACAAUCUUUAUUAAGAUUACAAAGCUGUUUGACCAAAGCUACAUAUCACUUGGACUAAAAACAUAGGUUAAAUUGUAUGUUGUAAAUGUGGAUUCUGAUGAUCUCAGUUGUAUUAAAAAACAAAACAAAUCCUGGAGAACUCACAGUGGGACUUUUGGGGCUACCGUUCUUGCAAAUAAAUUAUUCAGAAUUACAUGAUAACAGUGCCAAAUUAACCACUCAAACUUUAAAACGAUGUUUCAAUUUGCUCUUAUUUCAGGAGAAAUAUUGAGCUAAGGCAGCUGUGCCUCGUUAUAUUUUGCCUGUAAACCGUUCCGUCUGGUAUUAUGUGAUUACAAAAGGCGAUCAGAGAGUCAAGCCACCAGUCCAAUUGAUUAUGUGAUAAAACACCUUGAGCAUUUCCAGCCCAGGCAAAACAUCUUAUGACUACCAGGAAAGGAAACCUUGGUAAUCAGCAUCUCAGCUUCAGCCUUGUGCCUCUUCUAACAGGCCUAACUGCCUUACAAGAACAGAAUGUGUCUGCAGGACUUUAAUAAUAAUCCACUUAAUAUCCUGAAUCUGUAACAGAUUUCUUCUGAGGAUUGUAGAUCGUUCUCACAGAUGUGAGUCAGCUGACUUCUCGGCUCACUUUAUCAGUACGGCUGAAAAGACUUUGCCUCAGGAUGCUGAGUGUCGAGAUCGCUUUUAGACACAAUCAAGAGGGCUGCUGAUCAAGAGGGCACUUCACUGCGAGUCGCUGUCGCACACAAACACACAAACGACAUGCUUCUCCUCUGGCUUUCUCAAGUUAUGUUUCUCCAGGUGUGUGUGUUGUCACACGGGGGUCACACAUUGGUGAUACAGUUUGUUAUGGUGUCUGUGAAAUAUGUACUCAUGGGACUUAAAUGCAGGGUCAAAGGUCAUUUGUGCCUUUUAUUGCACAGACUACUCCCUCUUAUGAGUGUAAAUGUGUGUACAGUUUUUUUUAUAUGACUAUGUGCAUGUGAACAAGCCAUGUAAAAUAUAUGACUGUAAAUAAUGUAAGUAAGUAUUUAAUGAAGGACCCAACGUUCCCUCAAGACAAUAAAUGAGUUAAAAACA
Molecule: messenger RNA, 11297 nt
Organism: Labrus bergylta (ballan wrasse)
Lineage: Eukaryota; Metazoa; Chordata; Actinopteri; Labriformes; Labridae
Source: RefSeq, a predicted model, not a curated record